GCCCAUUUUAAGGCUUGUGGGCCACUGACUCCGACUGGUAUUACUUAACCGACCCGAUUUCUAGGAGCGGAAGUGGAGGAAUUCUUCUUGGUCGCCGUCCACUACUCAUCAGUUCGAGAAUGUCGAAACCCCGGGAAAAAUUAUCCCGCUUGUUCCUGUUUUUCGUCAUCUUACAAUUCUCACAGACUGUGUCCUCAGCCAGGAAAGAAAUUGGCUUUCCAGAUAGGCGCAUUUGCAGAAAUACUGUUCAGGGAAGAUAUUUAUUAUCUGAUGACAAUGGUUAUGUGUGUGAUGCUCUAUCAUUGGAUCCACUCUCCCACUGCUGUCCUGAAAGAGGACAUCAGUUCUCUUGUCAAGGAUGCAACCUUCUUUCACAGUGUUGUAACUCCUAUGAAUUUUGUGUUUCUUGCUGCCUACAUCCUGCUCAAAUACAAAAGGAAAACGUACUAAAAGUGAAAGUAGCAAAGCCAGCAACUGCAGGAACUUAUGCAAGUGUCUUUGACUUUUGUGCUGGAAGGUGUCGCCAUAAUUCUGAAAGUGUGGUUCAUGAAAAUGCUUAUAUUAGUAAUUUCCACCAUUGCUUUUCAUUGCCAUCAAAUUCUUCUGGUACUGGUGGUAUGCUUGUAGAAGCCAGACUACAUGGAAUUAAUGUUAUCAUAGGAAGGCAAGGUGAGUCAUGUGAUGUGGCUUGCAAAUCAAAUGGACAAUCGUGUGUCCUAAAUAAACUUUUGGUGCUCAAUCAGUGUGAUAUGUAAGUUGUGCACAAUCUUUCCCAUCCCUGUUGUUGUUGUUGUUGUUGGUGAUGGUGGUGUUUUUUUCAUUUUUUUUUAUUUUUUUUUAUUUUUUUACUAUUUUCUUAUAUCUGAAACAUUUCUGUUCUUCUUUUCCUUUUGAUCAAUCUACAUGCAAUCAAACAGUCACUCGUAUCAUAUUCACAAGCACACACUCACAGGGUACAUAGUGGAAUGCAUGCUGGUGCAUGUGGACAAUAGGAUGCAAAAUGAAGACAUGCAUGUGUCUCCAUGCACAUGCACCAUAUUUGUGCGUGGAGUAUGAGUUUGUAGGUUUUUCCCCCUACCAUUCCCACCAAACAAGAAAAACCUCUCUUCAGCAUCUUCAAAAAUGUGAUUAGAUUAUGUUUGAAGGGGAUAUUGUAACUCUUUAUUUCAUUUUUAUUUGCUUGAUCCUCUAUAGGAUUUCAAGAACAGAAAUUGUUUUGCUAAUCCAAAAUAUAAAAAACAAAAAAAUAAAAAAACAGAAAUUGUUUAGCCGUUUACAUCCUAUUGCAAUAUGCCAAUAUCCACUUUUCUUGUGUUUUCAUACUUAUGUUUUGGACAUAUUGCAUCAAGCACUACAGAGACAACACCUGAAUGAUGUGUUAAAUCUAUCUUCAUGGCUGAUUAUUUUUUGGAUGGGAUUGGUUCAAGCACCAGUGGAUGCUAUUUAGGAGCAUAUGUCUUACUAACUUAUUUUAAAUUUAUUUGUCCUGCUUGUUCAAGAUAACUUUUGGUUGAGUUGUGAACAGUAUCCAAAAAUAUAUGAGCUGCAAAGGAACAUGCAUGCCAAGCAUUGGAGCAGAUCAACCAGCAGAAGUUGCUGAUGAUGCUCCUAAACAUUUGAAUCCAGGAGCCUGCUUGUACACUCAAACAGAAUCCUUGCUUUCUUGUGAUGGUUCCCAUCGUCAUACCAGGAGACUUUGCCCAUGUGCGUAGUUUGUUAUCAUGAAAUCAAUGAGAUUUCGUGAUUAUAAUUACAGAGAUCUUUUGCUCGAUUCUCUUAGCUGAUGAAGCAUCAACGAUGAUCAUCAUCAAUUUGCACGCGGUAGUUAUUAAUUCGUGGGUUUUGAACCCAGAGAAGGUUGCCUGUUAUGCUCUAAGAGCAUAGCUUGUACCAUUAAGCCAGAAGCGUCUAAGGUUGGGUUUGAUAUUCUACUCUUGAAUUUUCGCUACUGGGAUGGUUGAACCUACUAAUCUUUCUUUUUCUUUUUCUUUUUUUUUUUUAAAUUAUUUUUUGUGGAUGAGUUUAAUUGAGAGUUUUUGAAAAACCGCAACAAUUCUAAAAAAUUUAUGGGUGCUCUUGAAGUAUUAUGAUAAAUCCAACAACUUAUGAGUGCUAUUGCAUCCCCCUUUUCUGUUACCUCUUUCAAAUCAAUCAUAUACCAUAAGAAUGGAACUAUAGGUUGAACAAGAUAAACUUAUAAACUACUCAAACCUCUCUUUUGAAGCAAGGAAGAAUAGGAAAAGAGCCGUCACUGAACUGUGUAAUUUAUACAAGUGAAUUCAAUGUUUUAAUCUUGGUGUGCGUUUGUCGCUCAACAAUGUCUCUUUCAUCAAUCAUUCCCGUUUAUAAUCGUUGUAGUGUCCUUUAAUGCGUAAUCAUAUUUAGAUUUGUGUUGUAACUUUGAUACUUUUAUUCAACGAAAAUUGUAGUUGAAUAAAAUAAAAAUUGUAGA
This is a messenger RNA of Rubroshorea leprosula, 2452 nucleotides long. The record is from the annotation of a GenBank genome assembly. NCBI's taxonomy places the organism in Eukaryota, Viridiplantae, Streptophyta, Magnoliopsida, Malvales, Dipterocarpaceae.